Podarcis raffonei (Aeolian wall lizard) is the source of this 626-nucleotide messenger RNA. Its product is annotated as histone H4. Gene Ontology annotation, molecular function: DNA binding; protein heterodimerization activity; structural constituent of chromatin. Gene Ontology annotation, cellular component: nucleosome. Lineage: Eukaryota; Metazoa; Chordata; Lepidosauria; Squamata; Lacertidae. Bases 10 to 321 code for a protein of 103 amino acids. The record is from RefSeq and is a predicted model, not a curated record. The transcript has a single exon. Gene Ontology annotation, biological process: nucleosome assembly.
UUUGUUAAGAUGUCAGGACGUGGAAAGGGCGGUAAGGGGUUGGGGAAAGGAGGCGCCAAAAGGCACCGCAAAGUUCUCCGCGACAACAUCCAGGGCAUCACCAAGCCCGCCAUCCGCCGCCUCGCUCGCCGCGGAGGAGUCAAGCGCAUCUCCGGGCUCAUUUACGAGGAGACCCGGGGCGUCCUCAAGGUCUUCCUCGAGAACGUCAUCCGCGACGCCGUCACCUACACCGAGCACGCCAAGAGGAAGACUGUCACCGCCAUGGACGUGGUGUACGCUCUCAAGCGCCAGGGCCGCACUCUGUACGGCUUCGGCGGCUAAGGCUCCUCCGCUUCCACAGACCAAAACAUCAACAAAAGGCCCUUUUCAGGGCCACCCACCUUUUCCGGAAAAGAGCCAGUCGCUGUCUUUGUUCUAAUACAAAUUCAAUAAAUCGAGCAGUUUCAAAAAUAAAUGUGGAGGGGAGGAAACUCUUAGAACAUGCUGACCAGGGAAGUUUUAUUUGCCACCUUAGAAGCCUUCUAUUAAUAUAACUGGUCACCAUUCCUAUAAAAAUAAUUGGCCUCUAUUCCUGCGUAGUGUCUUAUUCUCUUUAAAUGCUUUGCAUUAGGAGCUCUCUUCGUCUC